This is a messenger RNA of Phymastichus coffea, 6446 nucleotides long. Its product is annotated as ras-related protein Rap-2c. Bases 369 to 1160 code for a protein of 263 amino acids. Gene Ontology annotation, molecular function: GTP binding; GTPase activity. The transcript is spliced from 5 exons. NCBI's taxonomy places the organism in Eukaryota, Metazoa, Arthropoda, Insecta, Hymenoptera, Eulophidae. The record is from RefSeq and is a predicted model, not a curated record.
GAAGCUCUCGCGCCGCCGUCGCGCCACCUGUUUUUACACUCGCCGCGAAAUAUACCUAUACGUGUGUUUAUAUUACGCUCUCUCACUCUCCCCGAGGUACACACGCGAUCUCUCUCUCUCUCUCUCUCUCUCUUUCUCUCUCUCUCUCUAUCUCUCUCUCUUUCUUUCUCUCUUUACCUGUUGACCCCGCAACGUUGCUGCUGCUCUCGGCGCGUACUACCACUUACUUUUUUCUUCGCGUCCAUAGCCCAGAUAUAAGCACUUAUCAAUUGCGUUUGUCACUUAAACGAGGAGACGCACAAAUCGACGUCUUGGUCUCGGACACAGGACGUUAUUACGUUAUCAAACAGAGUCGAAAAAUUCAGAUAAUGAUGGGUCGCUUCCCGCUCGCCAGGCGUCUCAGCUUGCAGCCGUCGUCGAUGAGGAACAACUCCGAGGAUGGAUCUCAUAGGCACUCGAGGGGCAGCAGACACGGCGAGACGAUAAACGGCGGAAAACCUAUAAAAGUGAUUGUCUUGGGUGUUUCCAAAGUUGGGAAAACCGCGCUGAUCCAUCAGUUCCUCUACAAGGAGAUACCCGACAGAUACAAAGCCACAGUGGACGACACACACCCGGCAACAUUCAAUGCGCCGCGCGGCAAGAAAAUUGAAUUCGACAUAUUGGACACAUCGGGCUCGCUUGAAUUCCCAGCGAUGUUGGACGUCUCGAUCAAGCAAUCCGACGGCUUUGUGCUUGUCUAUGACGCCAGCAAUCCCAGCACCUUCAAGAAGGUCGAAGAGCUGCGCGAACAAGUCGUACGCACCAAAACUAAGGCACCUAUUGUCGUCGUCGCCAACAAGAUCGACCUGUGCGAUGACAAAGAUAUGGAGGAGAUAAAAGUCAAUCGCGAGCUGGUGACGCAGCAAUGGGAGCACGGCUUCGCCGAGGCCUCGGCUAAGGACAACACGAGCACGACGAACGUGUUCCAGGAGCUGCUGAAGCAAGCGAACAUCGAGUACAAUCUCGAGCUGGCGUUCAAUAAGCGACGCCAAUCGCUCCCGCCGCACCGAGCCAGCAUCCAAGCCUCCCUGUCGCCAGCGCAACUGCAGCAUCUUCAGCAGAUUCGCGAAAACUCCGACCGAGGAUCCGAUAAAGGACGCAACUCGUGCAGCGUCUCGUAAAUCUUGUAUUGUCUCUUGUAAUACAAGUAACCACGUGCAAACUUGAUUCCUACUUGGACCAAUCGAGUUUCCAAGUGGUCCGCUACUAGCUUCGCUCUCGAGAACAUUCAUUCAACGCCACAGCUGUUGUUCUUCUCCUGUGGCGAUCGUUUCUUAAAAAAAAAAUUAAAAAACAAAAAACACCUUGUCCAUAUAAUCUCUAAUAAACUGUACGUUACUUAUUAUUGGAUUAUGACCUCUACAUAAACUUUCUGAAGAUUGUUCAAUGGGUAAUACUGAGGAAGAGAUAAGAUUAUUUUAUUUUUACUUGCAUCGUACGUGUACUCUCUCAUAAGGGAAGGCAGAGAGGUUGUCAGUCACCAAUUUUUCUUUAAACUUUGCAUAUGUGUAGAGUAUCAAAAAUAUUCGACACGUUUUUUUUUAAUGAUCCAUACAGUUAUAUAGAGGAUAAAAACAGAAUUGCCAAUUAUAUAUACUUACAUUUAAGUGCCUAAUUCAAAUGAUCUUGCUGAAAGAAGAUAUUUAAACAAUUCAAAAUUUAUUUUGAAGGGAAAGGCUCAUACUUUAAAGUGCAAUGAUUAAUUUUACCGAAAAAAAUAUUAAGUUAUGAUGUUAUAUAACCUCAAAUAUGUGAAAAAUUGCGUUUUUUGUACUUUUAGUUUUAUAUGUAAGGAAUUUCGAAUUUUUAAAACCUUUGCAGAGUUUCUCUCGUUAUUUGUUCUAAUUAUAGUAUUCUUUCAAAUUGAAAAAUCAGUUUUUGAAUCCGAAUUUCAAAAUAGGCCCUUGUAAAUUUCAAAUGUUAACUUUCGUUAACAUUGUGUUUUGUUAACAUUUUGUUAUUUAUCGCAGAUCCGAAUUCUGGGGAAAAUCACACAUCCGAAUAUGAUAUUCAAUUCUAAAGAAAAAAUAUGCAUUUCUGAAAAAAUUUCUUCCAGAAAUUUCACAUUUGAUCAUAAAUUUAUUUAUUUAUUUCUCUUGAUAGUUACAUUCAUAUACAUCUUAACAUACGUCAGAUACAACUAUUUAUUUAUCUUAUACAUAUAUUUGUUAUUUUUAAGAAUUGUUUUAUAUAACUAUGGUAUAUAAUUCUUACAAUAAUAAUAUUCUGUAAAGAAAUAAUUUAUGCACAACUUUUUUACAACUACAAAUUAUAAUUGCAUUGUAGUUUUCGUAGUUACAUAGAGGUUCUUUUUAUAUGGUAAAGGAAAAUUCAACAGAAUUAUCAAAUUUUGGAAGUCCAUCAAUAUAACUACUUUAGAACUAUGAAUACUGAAAGUAUUCUGAUACCUCAGAGGAUAUAACUGAUUAUGUACGAAGAUUGCAUUUUUAUGAUAAAAUUUCUUGAAUAUUGUAUUCCAUUGAAACAAUAAUAUAUCGUUUUUUUACAAAAUUCUUCUUGAAACAAAAACCAUAAACACACAUCUAGAAGCUGAAUAUUACCUGUCGCACCAGGUAGUAUUGUCAUUAUCUUUAAACUUGUUCUGGUACAACUUCUAGUACGGUAUUAUUGUAUUGCCUACUCCACGAAUCUAAAAGUAAGACCGAUGAAUUUCCAGUGUUUUUAAAAAUACUUUUUGCAUUCACAUCUAAAAUAGUUCUUUCGAAAAGUAUCCAGAUUUCAGAUGUAGAAAUUGGUAUUAUUACAUUUUCUGGUAAAAAUUAAAGUGAAAGCAAAUUAUCCUCUGCUAAUAUAACAGGUUGAAUAGUGUAACUGACUUUUGAACAAACCGAUCAAAACUGACUUUUCAAUUUGAAAAAAGGAAAAAAAAAUGACAAAAAAAAUACUGUAAACGUUUUGAAAAUUCGAAAUUCGUUACAUAGAAAAGUGCAAAAAACACAAAUAUUACACAUAUUUUAGAUUAUGGAAAAUCAUAAGAUAAUCUUUUUCGGUAAAACUUAUCAAUGCAUCCUAAAGUAUAAGCCUUUUCCUUCAAAAUAAAUUUUGAAUCGUUCAAAUAUCUUUUUUUCACCAAGACAUGAUAAUUGGAAAUUAACGUCUCAGCAACUUAGGCACUCAAAUGCAGAGUAAUUAUACAUAAUUGACAACCCAGUUUUCAUCCCCUAAAUCACCAUACGGAGAGCUAAAAAUAACAAAUGUCCAAUAUUUUUAAUAAUCUACACGUAUGAGAAGUUUAAAGAAAAUCGGUGAUAGAUACCUCCCUGCCUUUCCUUGUCAGUUGCCCGUAAAAAACUGUCGUUCAUGUGUACAACCCCAUUUGUUGGUUUCUCGUCCUCCGCAACAAAACCUCGCUAUCCAGCAGCUUUCUUUUCAGUCUAUGUAGAAUAAAGAAAGAUACAUAAAAUGUGAGUCAAUAUGUAACCUAAACAUGUACAACUCUCAAAUAAUUUACUCCAAAAACGAAAAUGUCCUUGUAAUAAGUAUUUGUAGACUAAUCAACAGGUAUAAUGGAUGUCCGGCCCAAAGUUUAGAAAACAUUUUCAAUUUUCCGUUUAGAUAGACUUGACAGACAAUUAUAUAAUAAACUUCAUAAAAAAAUAUGAACAAUAAAGGCAUUUCAGACGUCGAACAUUUUUGUCACAACUCUGUGUUCUACCUGUGUACACUAAUACACGAAUUACAUGAAAAGAAAAAUAAAUUUUCAACUCAUAUUUCCUAAUACUUUUAAGCACAACAUCUUAACGUUAUGUAAAAUUCAUUUAAUUUUAUAAUGAAUAAUAAAAAUGUGACACAUAAACAAUAAUUAUUAUUGUUUCUGUGACUGACAAGUUAAAAAAACUAAAAUCUAACAGGUUCUGUCAGAUAAGAGUCGCACUGUACUAAUAUAUUUAAAUCUUAGUUUCCACUUUAAUUAUUGUAGUUAUAAUGAAUACGUUAUUUCAAAAGCGUAACAUCAAAACAUACCGUACCUAUUUUAUUGGAUUAUAGUAGUUAUUGUUAUAUUCAUUAACGAAAAUAAACAACCAAAAUUUCCUUCUUCAGUAAAAUAACAUGAGAAUUUGUAAUAAAAGACUGAAAAAAUACACCAUACCCAGUGUGACAAGAGAACAAUUUAAUUGUUCUGUAUUUCUCAUAAAAAAAUACAUUAUAUAAUUUAAACUAAUGCAACAUUCUACAACACGAUAUGGAAAAUGUAAUAAUACAACAACAAAAAAUACCUAACGUUUUUUGCUUGGCGAUGAUUUAUCGAUCAAGUCAAACAAUAGAAGCAUGUAAACGAACACGUGUGCAAUCAAUGAAACAUAAGUUUUCAGCGGGUUAUCUUUUAUUUUACCAAAAAAACGAUCAGUUUAUUGCUUACAUUGACCUGUAUCAAGUUGCGAUUAUUCUUUACAAUUCCGCUUGAUCUAGCGAAGAAUUGUUUUGAAAUCAAAAAUGCAACAUGCAUUAUAAUCACGCAUAUAAUAAUUAUUUUUAUCAGAAAAGAAAGGUUAAAACUAAGUUAUUAUUAUUACAAAUUCUACUACGAAUAAAAUAUAAUAAAGUUGUACGGGUAGUUUAAUAUAACGACAUGCAUGUAUGAAAAACAGAAGUUACUAUAAUAACUUAAAAUAAAAUUAUUCUGUUUCUUAUCAAUAAAUCAAAGUAUUCGAAGUAAACUAGUGUGUUUAAAGACAUACUAGAAGUUUUUAUUCGACAAAUUUCUGUUGACAAACUUGUUCUCAAUUUACGUUGCAAAAAUGAUAUGAAUAAUCGCUAUAAAUUAAUAGAAUACAUCAUUAAUAUGAAUGAAUAACUUUCUCACAAAUCAUAUAAAACAUCAUUUUUCUGAUGGUAUUUCGUAAAUAAUUAAUAUUCUAAUUAUAUUUGAAAGAGAAUAAUAGCAAAUAAAUCCUAAUCUACAAGAAGCUGGACUUCUACGACCGCCCUAAUCUAAAAGAGCUAAUUAUAUUUUUCAAGUGAAAAAAUUGAAAAGUAUUACGCUUUAAAAACUUCUCCGAUUAGCUAGCUGAUAUCUAAAACUUAAAUCAAACAGUGUGCAUACAAGUAAUUAUCAAAAUAUCUGUGAAUCGUUAAAGUAUUCUCACUAAAAGUAGGGCCUAAUGGCGUCAGAUUGUGAUUGCAAAAAAAAUUAUCUGUAAGAAUUUUAAGCAAAGAAGAAAAAGAAAAAGAAGAUGAUGACAAAGAAAAAGUACCUACUUUGUAAUUGUUUUUCCAUUAAAUAUAAUCCGGCGAAGAAGAACAGAUUUAAGAGCGGACAACUUUAUGCAAUUGUAUUUUCUACGAAAGCAAAAUUCAAAAUUUUUUCAGAGUGCUAUUAAUUAUGCGUAUACUACUUAAAAUUAAUGUAAAUACUAUGGUGAAUAUAUUAAGAUUCUAAUAAACGUAUAUAUAAUAUAUAGAGAGUAAAAUUCUAAAAGUGUAUAAUUUUAUUUUUAGCACAUCAGAUAUUUCUACAUGAAGUAUAUAAGCUAUAAUCACAAGUUAAAAAUUACACCAAUUAAUGCGAUAAACUGUAGUAUAAAAAUUUUAUAAACUGGAUUAAUGAAUUAACUUUUAUUUUUAUUUUCUCACGAUCAACUCAAAUACUUAUAAAAAUAGCAAUGGCAUUAUAAAGGAUCUAAUAAAGCUUUCACUUUUAUUCUUAUAAAAUAAAAUGUAAUUGUAAACCAAAUUUAAUGAUAACCACAAAUUAUCUUAUAGAGUAGUUACGUGAAAUUUCUAUGUAGCUCUAAACUUACAUGAGUUGCGUUGAGUUCAAUUAAAUCUGAUUUUUGGAUGUAAAGUCUCAACAUGGCGCGUCAGUAAGUUUUCAAAUGAGAAAAAAAAUCAAGUGUAAAAAGGCCUUAGUACGUGAUAGAAACUCUCUAUAGCAACUUAGGAUUUUCGCAGUUUCUGUAUAAUCUUUCAUAAAUACCUAUAUAAUCGAUACGAUGAUUGUAAUAUUGUGUGUACGUGUCUUGUACAUAUAAGAAACAAAUUGAUCAUAUUUCUUUAUAAUAUAAAAAAUUAAAAAUAUAAAAGAUUAUUCAAAUAUCUCUCCAUUUACGCAAUUGACAUUUUAUGCUAUACAAGUAUGCUCUGUUGAACUUCAAUUACACCAACCAAGGAAACUUUAUUAAUUGUUAUAAAAGUAUAUGACCGUUAUUAACUUUAUCAUAGAAAUUUUUUUAUUAUUAUAUGAUUUAUUAUUAUGUAAGAAAAUUUAACGUACCUAAAAAAAAUAUGCGAUCAUACGAAUACCUGUAUGUAUGGACAAUUUUGUAAUUAAAAUUUAAAUUAAAAUAUUUACAUUAUAAAAUAAUUAAAUUGACAAUUUAAAAAUUGUGUUGGAUUGUUUACUCCAAAAUGCAGUAUUUGUAUUAAAAAAACUUAAUAAAGCAUGA